Amphiprion ocellaris (clown anemonefish) is the source of this 1306-nucleotide messenger RNA. RefSeq names its product late endosomal/lysosomal adaptor, MAPK and MTOR activator 2 (gene lamtor2). Gene Ontology annotation, molecular function: molecular adaptor activity; guanyl-nucleotide exchange factor activity. Bases 481 to 858 code for a protein of 125 amino acids. The record is from RefSeq and is a predicted model, not a curated record. Gene Ontology annotation, cellular component: Ragulator complex. The transcript has 4 exons. Lineage: Eukaryota; Metazoa; Chordata; Actinopteri; Pomacentridae. Gene Ontology annotation, biological process: positive regulation of TOR signaling; cellular response to amino acid stimulus.
CUGGCGACCUGUCUAGGGUGUCCCCUGCCUUCGCCCGAGUCAGCUGGGAUAGGCUCCAGCCCCCCCCGCGACCCUAGUGAGGAUUAAGCGGUGUAUAGAUAAUGGAUGGAUAAACUAGUGGAUAGAUAUAAAUAACAGGCGAAUGAAGUGACUCUUAAAAAUAGUAGAUGCAAAAGUAUUCCAAGGAAUUGAAAUACUCAAACACACUAAGUGUAUGUAGAUACAUGUGGAAAAUAUGUAAAUGAGUAAUGCUAAAAUCGUUUAUGUUAAAAAAAAAAAAAAAAACCUCAUUUUUAAACAUACAUUUACUGCCUACAUUUCCCAUCUUGCAUUGCGACGAUACCCGGAAAUAAAAGAAAACAGUCAGCUGACUUGACUGUGUUUCUCAGUAGUUUGUGGCACUUUAAAGCCAUUUGUUUAAGGGUUUUGAAAUAUCAUAAUUAUUUUAAUAGUAUUGUCAGACGUCAGUGGGUGGACAUCAUGUUACGGCCGAAGGCUUUGACGCAGGUCCUCAGUCAAGCGAACACAAACGGAGUCCAAAGCACUCUCCUGCUGAACAAUGAAGGCUCACUCCUGGCUUACUCCGGCUACGGCGACACGGACGCUCGCGUGACAGCUGCGAUCGCGAGCAACAUCUGGGCGGCUUACGACAAGAACGGACACCAAGCCUUCAACGAAGACAAACUCAAAUUCAUUCUCAUGGAUUGUAUGGAGGGAAGAGUGGCCAUCACUCGUGUCGCCAACCUACUGCUGUGUAUGUACGCCAAAGAGACGGUGGGCUUUGGGAUGCUUAAGGCUAAGGCAGAAGCUCUGGUGCAGUACCUGGAGGAACCUUUAACCCAAGUGGCUGCAUCGUAGUGGAGACUGAAGCUCUGCGUCUGUCUGCCUGAAACAAAAAACGUUAUGUGAUCCAGGUCAUUCAUGGACUACUGUAACAUUCUGCUUGUUCACUAAGUGCACACUGCUAAUGUAUCUAUGAGUGACUGAGCCUCUGUGUGUGUGAAUGAUUGAAACUGAUAACUUGUACAUGUAUGUUUUUUUUUGUUUGUAGCUCUUCGCUCUAAUUCUUCAGUCGAAUGAUCUGCAGAUUCCAAUUUCAGCCGAUUCCGCAGUCAGUUCACUCUUCUGUAGUUUUUAUUAGUUUUUUUUCUGAGACCUGCUGAUCAGAGUCGCAGAGAAAACUGAAAUUUUUCAAUUCCAUCAUGACAAAAUGCAUAUUAUAACAAAAGAUGUGUGGAAACUUUCUAGUUGUUUGAUUUAGUUGUGCUUUAUUACAAAGGUGGUAAAUAAAGAAAGAAAAAAUGGA